AUGGCCAGUUCAAUUCUUCGAGGGAGGGCGCUGGGAGCCGUGCGCCAGGCCCGUUGCUUCAGCUCUUCUCCAAGGCAAUAUGCCGCUGAUGUCAAGAGCGUCGGUGUUCUCGGCGCCGGCCAGAUGGGCCUAGGCAUCGCGCUUGUUGUUGCGCAAAAGGCGCAGGUUCCGGUUACCCUCGUCGAUGCUUCUGAUCAGGCAUUGAGUAAAGGCAUUGCUUUUGCGGAGAAGCUGCUGGCCAAGGACGUGUCCAAGUCUAGAAUUACUCAGGAACAGGCUGACCAAGCCCGCUCCCUGCUGACGACUAGUACCAAGAUUGAGGAUUUCUCUUCCGUCGACUUCAUUAUCGAAGCUGUGCCUGAGAUCCCUCAGCUCAAGUUCGACAUCUUCAGCAAGCUGGCCAAGGUAGCUCCCCCUCACGCAAUCUUGGCGACCAACACCUCUUCAAUCUCCAUCACGCGCAUUGCUGCGGCCACUACUACCGAUCCCAACGACACUUCGGCUUCAUCGAGAGUUGUUUCUACUCACUUCAUGAACCCCGUCCCCGUUCAGAAGGGUGUAGAGAUUAUUAGCGGCCUGCAAACCAGCAAGGAGACGCUUGAUACGGCGGUUGAGUUCUGCAAGCGGAUGGGCAAGGUCACAUCCGUCUCGGCUGAUUCCCCUGGAUUCCUCGCCAAUCGAAUUCUCAUGCCUUACAUCAACGAAGCCAUCAUCUGCCUUGAGACGGGAGUUGGCGACAGAGACUCAAUCGAUGCCAUUAUGAAGAACGGAACCAACGUCCCCAUGGGUCCUCUGCAGCUUGCGGACUUCAUUGGCCUUGAUACCUGCUUGUCUAUCAUGAAGGUUCUGCACACAGAAACAGGAGACUCCAAAUACCGCCCAAGUGUAUUGCUAGGAAAGAUGGUGGACGCCGGGUGGCUUGGAAAGAAGAGCGGAAAGGGAUUCUACGACUAUUAA
Messenger RNA from Trichoderma aggressivum f. europaeum, 957 nucleotides. RefSeq lists its product as uncharacterized. The record is from RefSeq and is a predicted model, not a curated record. Gene Ontology annotation, molecular function: oxidoreductase activity, acting on the CH-OH group of donors, NAD or NADP as acceptor; NAD+ binding. Gene Ontology annotation, biological process: fatty acid metabolic process. The coding region runs from base 1 to 957 and encodes 318 amino acids. NCBI's taxonomy places the organism in Eukaryota, Fungi, Ascomycota, Sordariomycetes, Hypocreales, Hypocreaceae. The transcript has 3 exons.